Messenger RNA from Xyrauchen texanus (razorback sucker), 3113 nucleotides. RefSeq names its product olfactomedin-like protein 2A. The transcript is spliced from 8 exons. The record is from RefSeq and is a predicted model, not a curated record. The coding region runs from base 224 to 2197 and encodes 657 amino acids. Gene Ontology annotation, biological process: signal transduction. NCBI's taxonomy places the organism in Eukaryota, Metazoa, Chordata, Actinopteri, Cypriniformes, Catostomidae.
GUGUGCGCGUGAUUUCCACAGGUCUGUGCAGAAAAAGCUCGAGCUGAUUACUCAAAGUUGUGCGUAAUAACAUACACAACUCUGCGUGGCACCAACCUGCAAUCAUGGAAUCGUAAACCAGUGUUCUAGAGGCUUUUAAUUCCAGGAUACAGGUGCUUUCAGACACACCAAAUCGUAUUAUCAGGUGGAAGGUCUGCAGAAAACUUUGAUUAGUCAACGAAACAUGUGGAUCUACGCAAGUAUUUUCACAUAUGUGCUUCUUUUGGCGAAGGAUGCAAUAGCUAUUAAUAAGAUUUUUGGUGAGACUGAGCCGGUCAGGAUGACUUCUGAGGGCUCAGACUGCCGCUGUAAGUGUGUGAUGCGGCCGUUGAGCAUUGAGGCAUGUGCAAGGCUCCGUGACGGAAGCUUGCGUGUGGAUGAUUUUUACACCGUGGAGACGGUGAGCUCAGGCUCUGACUGUAAAUGUUCCUGCACGGCUCCUCCCUCCUCACUGAACCCAUGUGAGAACGAAUGGAGAACAGAAAAACUGAGGAAACAAGCUCCUGAACUACUCAAGCUCCAUUCUAUGGUGGAUCUGCUGGAAGGAACAUUGUACAGUAUGGAUCUGAUGAAGGUCCAUGCUUACAUGAACAAGGUCGUGGCUCAGAUGAACACAUUAGAAGAGACCAUGAAAACAAACCUCACUCGAGAGAAUGAGUUUGUGAGGGACAGUGUUGUGAAUCUGUCCAAUCAGCUGAAGCGGUAUGAGAACUACUCUGACAUCAUGGUCAGCAUCAAGAAAGAGAUAUCCAGCCUGGGACUACAGCUAUUGCAGAAAGACACAGCCUCUGAUAAUAAAGCACAGGGUACAGAGAUUAAAAAGUCCAAGGAGGUUGUAAAACCACCCAACAAGAAACCCCCAGCUGCCAAACCUCCACCCAAACAGCCUAAAGACAAACCUGUCAAGCCCAAGAAAGAGGCCCCAGCCAAGCCAUCUAAACCUGCAAAGCCACAUCCCACCACCAAAUCCAAGUCCUUGGGCCAGACUGGAGUCAUCAGGGGCAUCACCUACUACAAAGCGUCUAAGGUGGAGGACACUGAAUCACAUUCAGCGGGGAGAGGAGAGAGGGAAAACCCUGCCAAAACCCAUGCUGUCCACCAAAGCGAGGACAAAAGGAGUUCAGAGCUUGUCUUGGAAGCCUCUGAAAAAAUUUCGAAUGUAACGCCAAUAUCAACCACCAAUAUGACCAAGCUCAAUGCUGUGACAACAACAAGCACCACUCAAGCAACCACAAGUGAUGAAGCGCUCAUUACAAACUCCACCCUGUCCACACCAGCACCAGAGAUAUCAGCGGUCACAGAUACGGCAGGACUGAAUGCUAAAGAAGGAAAACUCAAUUUAGAAAAGACACAAUUACACAAAGCAGAUAAAUCUCUUAACUGUGAAGGCACCAUAGCAUCAGUGGAGAUGCCAGAGAAACAUCACAGUUAUGGACGGAAUGAGGGAGCCUGGAUGAAAGACCCAGUGGCCAAGGACAACAAGAUCUUUGUGACAAACUACUACUAUGGUAACAACCUGGUGGAGUUCCGCAACCUGGAGAAUUUCAAACAAGGUCGCUGGAGCAACCUCUACAAGCUCCCCUACAACUGGAUAGGAACUGGCCAUGUGGUCUACAAUGGUGCCUUCUAUUACAACAGAGCUUUCACCAAAAACAUCAUCAAAUACGACUUGCGAAUGCGCUACGUGGCAGCCUGGACUCUUCUUCAUGAUGCCGUCUAUGAAGACACUACGCCCUGGAAAUGGCGAGGCCAUUCUGAUAUCGAUUUCGCUGUAGAUGAGAGCGGCCUCUGGGUGAUCUACCCAGCACUAGAUUACGACUACUCGCAACACGAAGUCAUCGUAAUUAGCAAGCUGGAUCCAGGUGAUCUCUCCAUGAAGAAGGAGACCACAUGGAGGACUGGGCUGAAGCGCAACUCAUAUGGAAACUGCUUUAUUGUGUGUGGAGUGCUAUAUGCCAUUGACGUCUACAACCAGAAAGAGGGCGAGGUUUCGUAUGCCUAUGACACGCACACAAACACGGAUGCUGCUCCUCGUUUGCCAUUCACGAAUGUGUAUGCCUUUGUGACACAAGUGGACUAUAAUCCCAAAGAGAAGGUGCUAUAUGCCUGGGACAAUGGCCAUCAGCUUAUAUACAAUGUACACUUCGUAGGCCAGUGAAAUUUUGUGUCUAAAAUCUGACACCGUUUAAUCCACAAGUGUUUGUGGACAAGUGGGACAUCUUCUUUAAUUGGACUUGGUGCAUAGGGACAAACAAUUGGUACUUAUUGAAUUAUUUCUGUUAAAGUUGAUGUGUGUAAUUUUUUGGGAUGUUAACAUGCUUUCUCUGAUCCCAGCUAUAUAUACCGUGUCAGCUAUAAGUAAGGCUGAUUCCUCGAAAAGUGUAAAUACUGUGGCUAUGUGACGCUGUCAAAACAUAUUUGGAGGUGGGACCAAUGGCAGACGGAUGGAGCGUUUUUUUUUUUUAUUGCAAUUCGUAUUGGUGACAGUAGUGGCACAGAAAUUACACACCUCACACUAAAUUCUAAGUGCUUAUAGUUUGGAAAUACAUUUUUUACCCUGAACAAAAAUUUUCCGAAUUUUGGAAGUUCGGAAAAAGGAAUUUAGGGAGAUGUCUCAUUUAAUGUAACUCAGUUCAGGCCCCAAACUUUUACCACUUUGUACUGUUUAGCAACUCGAAGAUAUGAACAAAUAUUACAGGUGGUAAAACAAGGGUAACCAUCUUAUAUGUCUUUAUGCAGUAAUACUUUUUUAAUUCAGAAAUGUCAUUGAUAAUUUUUUUGACAUGGUCAUUUUAAAUGGGAUUUUUAUUUUUAUGUACAUUUCUUUAUUUUCAGUUAUUGACGUAAAAAUAUGACAUUUUCAGUGUAAAUAUUUCCAAGAAUUGCAACCAAGUUGUGCUAUUCUUAUAUUAAGUCUCAGAUCUAUCAACCCCAGAUAUUUAAGAUCAUAGUCAUUCAAUGUAAGUGAUUACUUAUUAUUAUUCCUGGAUUAGUUACAUUUUGCUGUUUUUUUUUGUUGUUUUUUUACAUUUACAGUAUGUGCAGAUUUUGAUUGAAAAAGCUGAAAUAAACUC